This is a messenger RNA of Paramecium sonneborni, 127 nucleotides long. NCBI's taxonomy places the organism in Eukaryota, Ciliophora, Oligohymenophorea, Peniculida, Parameciidae. The record is from the annotation of a GenBank genome assembly.
AUGGAAGGUAAUAUGAGUAAAUAAUUUAGAAUAUAUGCCAUAGCCUGUGUUCAUAAUAAAGAAGUUGUUAAUAGAUAUAAAAAGAGAAAAUAUUAUAUUAUUAAAAAAUGUGCUUUUUUAUAUCUGA